AUGCAUCCACGAAAUGUGUAUGCCCAAGAAUAUGUGACCAGGAAUAAUGACGGUGAAGCUCCGACCAAUUGGAACGAUGAGCAUGCGCGUUGUCUUUAUACUCAAAAGCUUCUGUUUCGCGACUUUGGCGUCACAUGCAAAGUCACAGUUGACCGGUUGUGCCCCGCUUUACCGAGCAGGUUGAAUUAUCUGCACUGGAUCGAAGACAUUCUCGAGGCAGCUUGCCCCAGAGCGUCCACGGACAAUAUUGCAACUACCACAUCUCUUCCUGUAUGUGGUCUUGAUAUCGGUACUGGUUAUUUGGCUAUAUAUGCUAUCUUAGCAUGUGUUAUGCAUCGUGAUUGGCGCAUGAUAGGCACGGAUAUAGACGCCAGUGCCCUAGGACACGCCCAGCAUGUGCUGGAUGAUCCAGCAAAUGAAGCUCUUGAUCUCUCUCGGCGUGUAAGGCUUUUACACACACGUCAGGAUACUCUGAUCCCCGCGUCAGAUACGAAUGAUAACUCAUCCAAGGCCGGACACGCCGUUGGGCCGUCGCUUGGUCGUUCCUUGCGCAUAGACUUCCAGACAACAUCGCACGCAAUGUCGGCCCUUCACUUACGGCCUGCAAGCCUCCUUCCUGUACGCGCACGUGGAACAUGA
This is a messenger RNA of Malassezia globosa CBS 7966, 639 nucleotides long. RefSeq lists its product as uncharacterized. The record is from RefSeq and is a predicted model, not a curated record. NCBI's taxonomy places the organism in Eukaryota, Fungi, Basidiomycota, Malasseziomycetes, Malasseziales, Malasseziaceae. Gene Ontology annotation, cellular component: nucleus. Gene Ontology annotation, biological process: rRNA base methylation. The transcript is spliced from 2 exons. The coding region runs from base 1 to 639 and encodes 212 amino acids. Gene Ontology annotation, molecular function: 23S rRNA (adenine(1618)-N(6))-methyltransferase activity.